Messenger RNA from Chionomys nivalis (European snow vole), 1656 nucleotides. It is a transcript of the gene Necab2, whose product is annotated as N-terminal EF-hand calcium binding protein 2. Gene Ontology annotation, molecular function: calcium ion binding. The record is from RefSeq and is a predicted model, not a curated record. NCBI's taxonomy places the organism in Eukaryota, Metazoa, Chordata, Mammalia, Rodentia, Cricetidae. Bases 28 to 1203 code for a protein of 391 amino acids. Gene Ontology annotation, biological process: regulation of amyloid precursor protein biosynthetic process. Gene Ontology annotation, cellular component: cytoplasm. The transcript has 13 exons.
GCGGCCGGGCGGGGGUCGGCGGACGAGAUGUGCGAGCGGGCGGCGCGCCUGUGCAGGGCCGGCGCGCACAGGCUGCUCCGGGAGCCGCCGCCGCAGGGCCGCGCGCUGGGCGGGCUGCUGCGCUGGGUGGGCGCCAGGAUGGGCGAGCCCCGCGCACCGCUCGUCCCCGACAUUCCCGUCGCGGACCCCGACCCCGGGCCCGGGCCUGCCGCGCCGCACGGGGGCACGGCAGUCAUCCUGGACAUUUUCCGUCGUGCGGAUAAAAAUGAUGACGGAAAGCUGUCCCUGGAGGAAUUUCAGCUCUUCUUCGCAGAUGGUGUCCUCAGUGAGAAGGAGCUGGAGGAUCUCUUCCACACCAUUGACUCAGACAACACCAACCACGUGGACACCAAGGAACUGUGUGAUUACUUUGUGGACCACAUGGGAGACUACGAGGAUGUCCUGGCCUCCCUGGAGACCUUGAACCAUUCGGUCCUGAAAGCCAUGGGCUACACCAAGAAGGUGUACGAAGGUGGGAGCAAUGUGGACCAGUUUGUGACCCGCUUCCUUCUGAAGGAGACAGCCAAUCAGAUCCAGUCGCUGCUCAGCUCCGUGGAAAGUGCUGUGGAAGCCAUUGAUGAACAGACUAGCCAGAUCCGACAGGAGCACUGCAAACCCAGCCACGGCAUCACCAAGAGCCACUAUGGAGGCCCCAGUCCUCCCUAUAUCGCCAACCACAAGCUGGCAGCCCCGGAGCCAGGGAGAAGCCUGCCUGUGGCCACAGGGGAGCCAAAGGAGGAAGGGCUGGAGGGCCAGAUAAGCCGGUUGGCAGAGCUGAUUGGGAGACUGGAGAGCAAGACCCUCUGGUUUGACCUGCAGCAGCGUCUCUCAGAUGAAGAAGGAACGGACAUGCACCUGCAGCUGGUCCGGCAAGAAAUGGCCGUGUGCCCUGAGCAGCUGAGCGAGUUCUUGGACUCCUUGAGGCAGUACCUCCGUGGUACCGCUGGAGAAAGGAAUUGUUUCCACGUCGCUGCGGUGAGGAUGGCAGAUGGCCUCACCUUCGUCAUCUACGAGUUCUGGGAGACAGAGGAGGAGUGGAAGAGGCACCUGCAGAGUCCCGUGUGCAAGGCAUUCCGACACGUCAAGGUUGACACCCUGAGCCAGCCUGAGGCACUCUCUCAGAUCUCUGUGCCAGCUGCCUGGUGCACUUCGGGCCGAGACUGACCCCUCCCGAGGCCCUGUUAAGGAACCUAGUGCUCCCCUCCCCGACUUCUUGUAAAGGACACUACCCCUUUUCUAGAGACUUUGGUACACAGCUGUCUUUUCAAUAUACUAAUAAAAGGAUGUGUACUUACCCCUGCUAUGACAUGGAGGAGGCUCCUCCCCUGGCAUCCACACCUGACUCGACUUGGCAGAGCGUAUUGCUGGGAUGCUGGUGAGGCCAAGGUUAGUAGGGAUGGCUUCCCAGGCCAGCCUCUGACCAACAGCUUCCCACCCCAGCCUGCCUCUGGCCUCCCUGACAUCUCAUGGCUGAGGCCCAGCUGGACCCACCUCAGAUGGAUGGGCCUCAUUCUCGACUUCCCUACUCCUUGAUGGCCCUCUAGGAGCUGUGACCCUGUAGUAUCCAAUGUAGGCUCAGGUAGAGCCCAGGUCCCCAGCACCAUGCUAGGCCCACAG